Molecule: messenger RNA, 873 nt
Organism: Mytilinidion resinicola
Lineage: Eukaryota; Fungi; Ascomycota; Dothideomycetes; Mytilinidiales; Mytilinidiaceae
Exons: 2
Coding region: 1-873 (290 amino acids)
Source: RefSeq, a predicted model, not a curated record
AUGAGAGGCUUCCGACCCAACGACACCAAAGGCCGGCGACAGCAUCCUUCUCAGCAACCGUCGAGCCACAACGGCGCCCAAGAUGCGUUAGCAGCGACACGCGAAGAUGGAUUUUUCGACCCCAACAUGUUCUCCUGGGAAGAAGAUGUACCUGCGGGUCUGCUGCCCGAGGACCAAUUCGACCGUGCUAUGGAGGCGCUGCACUUUCCCGCGGCCAUGUCGUGCUCAACCCCAUGCCAAGGUACCUUGUCGGCGUUCUCAGCACACCAAGGGGUAUCCCGCAGUGCCACUGGGCCCAGCAUACCCGAGGUGGAAAAAAUGCUGACGACGCUGUUGCAAAACAUCAGUGAGCACAUUCUCACGAUACCACCGCUUUCCAUGUGGCCGUCCGCGUCCUCUUCCAGCAGCGGCACAAACAACUCGCGAUCGACCCCUGAAACCUACCCGCACCCAGACGGCUCUCAAGGAGAUACCGGCUUUGCCAUUGAGGAGACGUUCAGCCUUACUCAGACCUUGGUCGGUGCCUAUCAAUCUUUCGUCUCGUCUCUCAACCGCACGAGCCACCAGGGCCUUUGUACAACACAAGCAAAAACAAGCCACUCGUCUUUAUUUCUGCUCAUCUCGUGCCAUCUCCGGCUCCUUGAGAUGUGGGACGUGGUCUCCAGCACAUGGGGCACUGUGUUGCGCUUGCCACGAUGGCUACGGCGUCUGCGAGAAUCUCCGACCGAGCAACACGGUGGCCAAAAACGUAGCGAAAGGACCUCUCUCGAUGAAGCAACUCGGUUGUCGGGCGAAGCACUUGCGGGGCGGGCAACUGAGAUGGUCCAGCGUGUCGACGAAAUCCAACUUCAAGUCCGCGACGCAAACAUCUGA